AUGGACGCAGGAUGUCUUGUUCCCUACUCCUUUCCGCAGAAUUCCUUUCUGAGCACCUUGAAGAUGAGCAUGCAGACCCCGCCCACACUCCUGGAGCUGGCAGCAAAGCGCCUGCUGAGGGACCAGGCCUCGGCCAUCGCAGCUCUGGAGCACCUGCCCGCCGAGCUCUUCCCGCCUCUGUUCCUCCUGGCCUUCCACAGUAGACAGCACCAGGAGUCCCUGAAGGCAAUGGCCCGAGCCUGGCCCUACCCGGUCCUCCAUCUGGGCGGCCUGAUGCGACGGCCUCGGGUCAAGGUCUUAAAAGCCGUGUUGGAUGGGCUUGACGUUCUGCUUGCCCAGGAGGUUCGCCCCAGGAGGUGCAAACUGCGGGUGCUGGAUUUAAGGAACCUGGGUGCAGACUUCUGGAGAAUGUGGUGUGGAGACAGCACCCAGAAGCACUCAUCGAUGGUACCAGUGGCUGUGCACAGGUCCAGCCCCAACAUGGAACACCCCUUAGCUCCCGUGGAGGUGUUCCUAGACCUUAACUUCAAUGAAAGGAAGAGGGAAGAGUUUUUCAUGUACGUCAUCCAAUGGGCCCAGCAGAGGGAAGGGCUGGUACACCUGUGCUGCAAGACGCUGAGGAUUGCUGUGGUGCCCUUCCAGAGGCUGAGGCAGGUCCUGGAUGCGGUGCAGCUGGACUGCAUCCAGGAGGUGGAAGUGAACUGCAUCUGGGACCUGCCCACCCUGGGGACGUUUGCUCUUUAUAUGGGGCAGAUGGGGAACCUGCAGAAACUCUCUCUCUCCUACAUCCAACUUUUGAGUGACGAGGAUGAGGAUGAAAAUGAGGAUGAAAAUGAGGAGGAGAAUAUAGAAGAGGAGGAAGAACUGGAGGAAGAGGAGGAGUGGCAGAGGGAAGAGCAGGAGGACCAGGAGGAGCAAGAGGAGCAGGAGGAGGCAGAGGAACAGGCAUCCUUUUCCCAAUUCCUGUCUCAGAUGCUCAGGCUGCAGCAUCUCCGAGAGCUCGACAUGAAUUCCCCCUCCUUCCUCCGAGGUCGUUUGGACCAGAUGCUCAGGUGCCUGCAGACCCCCUUGGAAAAAUUUGCCAUAAGUCAUUGCCAGCGCCUGACCCAUUCAGACCUGACACACCUGUUCCAGUGCCCGAACCUCAGGCAGCUGAAGUCCCUGCGUCUGUAUUGUGUCAGCCUCGCUGACUUUAGUCCUGAGCCCCUCCGAGCUCUGCUGGAGGCUGUGGCACCCACCCUCCAGGACCUGGGCCUCGAUAACUGUGCCAUGGUGGACUCCCAAAUCGAGGCCAUCCUGCCUGUCCUGAGCCGCUGUCACCAGCUCAGUUUCUUCACCAUCUCUGAGAACCGCCUGUCUUUGGCCACCGUGGAGAAGCUGCUGCGUCACACAGCCAGGCUGCGCAGCUUAGAGAUGGAGCUGUACCCCGUCCCCCUGGAGUGUUACACGACCCAGGACACUGUCAACCAGGAGAGACUUGACGCUAUCCAAGCUGAGCUGACGGGAAUACUGAGGGAGUUAGGACAGCCCAGGUCCAUCCUGCUUGUCACCAAGCACAGUGGCUACAGGGAAUAUUAUGAUGUGGCAUUUUCAUGCCAGGGAGCCUGUUCUGUGCCCCUGUAAUGACUCUGCUC
Molecule: messenger RNA, 1634 nt
Organism: Pipistrellus kuhlii (Kuhl's pipistrelle)
Lineage: Eukaryota; Metazoa; Chordata; Mammalia; Chiroptera; Vespertilionidae
Product: PRAME family member 8-like
Exons: 5
Coding region: 1-1623 (540 amino acids)
Biological process (GO): negative regulation of cell differentiation; positive regulation of cell population proliferation; negative regulation of apoptotic process
Cellular component (GO): cytoplasm
Source: RefSeq, a predicted model, not a curated record